Messenger RNA from Aplosporella prunicola CBS 121167, 470 nucleotides. RefSeq lists its product as uncharacterized. The record is from RefSeq and is a predicted model, not a curated record. Bases 118 to 348 code for a protein of 76 amino acids. NCBI's taxonomy places the organism in Eukaryota, Fungi, Ascomycota, Dothideomycetes, Botryosphaeriales, Aplosporellaceae. The transcript has a single exon.
GUUGGUUUGGUUUGUUCUUUCUGUACUACCCUACACCACCACUACUAGGCUACUAAGUAAAGAAUUGCUUGCGCCUACUCACUCCAUCCAAGCCUAGGGGUAUCAAAUCAAACAAAUAUGCUGCGCACAGCACAGCCGCGCGCGGGAGGCCGUGGCAGCCUGGCGCGCUUGGCAUGCACUGCCACUGCCUCUGCCACCGCCGUUUCCGCCAUCUCUUUAUCUCUUCCCUCACCACUCCUCUUCUCCAUCACCAUCUCCGCGCCCGCAUCCCCAACUCCCGAACCCAUGGAAGAACGCCCUCUUCCCCGCGGAGCCGCAGGCCCGGCCCGCCCGCCAAGCCGACAAUGACAUCAGCCGCUGCGCACGGAGCCCGUCCUGCGUCCACGCGCCGCCCUGCCGACCAGCCCGCUGCCCGUGCCGGUCUGCCGCCCGAUCCGAGCAUCCCGCUUUAUCGCUCCUACUCGUACCUC